UCAUUUAUUAUAAAAUCUCUUCAUCAUAUAAUUUUAAAAUGUAUAAACUAAUAUGUGUCAUUUAAAUUUACAGCAGCCUGGUCAGCCAUCAAGACCGUCUUUCCUACAGCCGAGAUAAAGGGAUGUUCAUUCCACUGGUGCCAAGCAGUCAUGCGGAAGGUUGCCAAGUUGGGGUUGAAGACCGCCUAUGACUCCAAGAAGAGCGUCCACCUCUUCAUCAGGAAGUUACUUGCUCUGCCAUACCUGCCAUCUGACCACAUCAGACCAGCUUUUACAGAGAUGCUUCAAACCACUGCAACAGCCUCACCACAGAUCAAGCAGCUGAUGACCUACCUUCAACGUACCUGGUUCAACAACACAGUCUGUACUGUUCAACAGUGGUCUGUCCAUCGGCUCUCAGUGAGGACAAACAAUGAUGUAGAAGGGUGGCAUAGGCGUUUCAAUGGCAAGGCUGCCCACAACCACCUCCAUUUCUAUAAGAUUGUGCCAGCCUUCCUACAAGAAGCAAAGACCGUGUCCAUCACACAGCAGCUUGUGAGUGAACAGCAACUCAGCCGAUAUCAACGAGACACAUACAAGCAGCUUCAAGGCCGUCUAACUUCACUGUGGGACCAGUACGAGGAAGACAGUAUCAGAACAUCAGACUUCCUCCGUUCCGUGGGCCAUCUGUAUGCACCCCCUGUUCCACAGCCAGAGACCCUCCCAGAGUCCGACUCUGAAGAUUCCGACAUCGAGUCUGAUUAAGUGUUAAUUGUAGUGACUUGAAGAACUUAUUGGUUGUGCUUAUUAUGUGUAUAGUGCUUUGUUAAAAUAGUAACUUUAAUGAGUUCAUGAAGUAAAUGAUCAUAAUAUAGUAUAUUUUGGUAUGUUUAGUGCUUUUGUUUCAGUUGUGAC
Mytilus californianus (California mussel) is the source of this 894-nucleotide messenger RNA. RefSeq lists its product as uncharacterized. The transcript has 2 exons. The record is from RefSeq and is a predicted model, not a curated record. Bases 151 to 744 code for a protein of 197 amino acids. Lineage: Eukaryota; Metazoa; Mollusca; Bivalvia; Mytilida; Mytilidae.